GCUCCAGAUGCUAAGCUACCUACUCCCUGCUAAGCAUUAGCAUUAGCAUUAGCAUUAGCAUCACGCCUCCAGUCACUGAGACCAUGUCAGUGUGACCCGAUGGCUCUGCUGACAUCUUCUUACCAAACAGACCCUGGUCUGCACUGAACGAGUGGAAAUAAAGACAUAAAAUAAACAAUAAAUGCAAAUAAAUAAAGGUUUACCAGUUAAAACAGGUCAUUACCAUUAAAACUGUCUGAUUUUCAGCCAUUUAUUCAGGAAUCUCAGGGUAGAUUGUUCCUUGCUGGCGUCAGUCAGAGGAACAGACCCAUCAAAUAUUCAGGCUGGUUCUAGAUCUGGAGGAAUCCUUGUAGUCUCUGCUCAGUGGAGACAUGUUGUCCUCUGUUGUCCUCUCAGUCCCACAGGUGGAGGUGGACUCAGGGGUGGAGUCUGUCCUGCUGCCCUGCAGAACCACAGCUCACCUGCCUAAAGACGCUACGGUGGAGUGGAAGGACAGAGGAGACAAAAAGGUCCAUGUGUUCAAGAACGGUUCUGAUCAGCCGGACCAACAGGACCAGAGAUACAGAACCAGGACCAAGAUGAAGAAGAACCCGGUGAAGACCGGAGACCUGAGUGUGACUCUGAAGCACCCCACAGACACCGACAGCAGAGCCUUCACCUGCACCGUCUACAGCCGCUGGAGACGGAUCCACAAGACGGUCGUCACUCUGCGGGUCAAAGUCCCACAGGUGGAGGUGGACUCAGGGGCGGAGUCGGUCCUGCUGCCCUGCAGAGCCACAGGUAAACUGCCUGAAGAUGUUACGGUGGAAUGGAUGGACAGAGGGGACAGGACGGUCCAUGAGUAUGAGAACGGCUUUGAUCAUCCUGAAGAACAGGACCAGUUCUACAGAGACAGAACCAAGAUGAACGAAGACCCACUGAGAACUGGAGACCUCAGCCUGACCCUGAAGCUCCCCACAGACAGAGACGCUAACAGCUACACCUGCAUCGUCUCCAGGGAGGGAAACGUCCUGAUUCAGAAACAAGUUCAUCUCCAUGUCAAAGUGACACAUCAGGUGGAGGUGGACUCAGGGGCGGAGUCUGUCCUGCUGCCCUGCAGAACCACCCUUCACCUGCCUGGAGACGCUUCGGUGGAGUGGACGGACAGAGACAGCAGGAAGGUCCAUGUGUACCAGAACGGUUCUGAUCAUCCUGGAGAACAGGACCAGUUCUACAGAGACAGGACCAAGAUGGACGGAGACCUGCUGAGAACCGGAGACCUCAGUCUGACGCUGGGACACCCCACAGACGGAGACAGUGACAUCUACACCUGCAGCGUCUUCAGCAGAGAGGGACACAUCCUGAUGAAGAAGCAGGUCCGGCUGCAGGUCAAAGGCCAACAGGUAGAAGUGGAGGAGGGGGCGGAGUCGGUCCUGCUGCUGUUCAGGACAACACCUGACCUGCCAGGAGACGCCAAGGUGGCGUGGGGUUGCAACAAACCCGAACAAGUAUUGUUGGCCCAUCUGUAUGAGAAAGGCUCAGAUCAGCCAAGCAAACAGCACCAGCUCUACAGAAACAGAACCAGGGUGAACGAAGACCUGCUGAAGUCUGGAGACCUCAGUCUGACCCUGAGUUACCCCACACAGAGGGACAGCGGGGCGUACAGGUGUGGCGUCUGGAGGGAGGACCAACUGCUGAGAGGCAAAACUGUUCGGCUCAAAGUCAAAGGGAGCGUUCCAGACCAGGAUCAGGAGAAAUCAGAAACUGAUGUAGCUCCAUUGAUCCAACUCCUCUGAUGAUUGAUCAGUCAGUCUGAUCGAUUUGUUGAAAGAUCAUCACUAAAACUGGACUUUGAACUGGAGAGCAAACUUCAGCCAGGACUGAUCAAUAUGGGUCAGAACUGAAUUAUUCUCAGGUGUAAUAACUAGACUGAGAGUCAAGGGAGACGGUACCAAAGACCAUAGAACCACCUUGACUUACCUUGAUCCUUGGGUGCUUUGACUUCCUGGAUCAUGAAAUCUUUGGUUAGUUUUUCUUCAGAGUGUCUAUUGGUUCUUACUUUUAUUGACUUUUUGUAAAUUUUUGUCACUUUUUGUCAGAUUUUCUCCCUGCUCCUCCUGGAUUGCCCCCACUAACCAGGAGGAACAGGGAGGAACCCGUCAGUAUUCCCUCAGCGCUCAUUGAUCUCAGCUGCUCCUUAUCACCUGUACCUGCCUUCCUCCUCGUGUCUCACCUGUACAUACCUGGUCCCUCCUUUUCCUCCUCCUUCAGUUCCUGUGCUUCUCCUCCUUUUAAAAUCCAUCAUGUCUGACCUGCGUCUCCACCUGGGUCUGUCCACGCCUAAAGGACGGCUGGAGAUUCGGUGGACAAAGCCUUUACCCAUGACUUGCUGGUCGUUUGGGGACGGACGGUGCUGAGUUCCCAGGACCGGGUCAGAACCAAUCGGAUCACUGAGCCUGCUUAUACUGCUAUAUACUCAUCAACACCAUGGAAGGAG
Messenger RNA from Fundulus heteroclitus (mummichog), 2476 nucleotides. RefSeq lists its product as uncharacterized. Bases 372 to 1775 code for a protein of 467 amino acids. Gene Ontology annotation, cellular component: external side of plasma membrane. NCBI's taxonomy places the organism in Eukaryota, Metazoa, Chordata, Actinopteri, Cyprinodontiformes, Fundulidae. The transcript is spliced from 5 exons. The record is from RefSeq and is a predicted model, not a curated record. Gene Ontology annotation, biological process: immune response; cell surface receptor signaling pathway; negative regulation of T cell proliferation.